AGGCGGGAGGCGGGAGAGAGCGGUGCGCUUCCACGAAGCAGCUCGCGGCGGAACUCGGAUCUCCCCUAGGCACCAAGAGGUCCCCAACCUGGGCUGGAACCUUGCCCUGCACAGGACUGGUGUUUCAUCCCAUGUGAAAAUCAAGAAACCAAAUGAAGAUUUUUCGGUGCAAGAUGCAGUACUGGAUGUUACCAGUUUUUUUGGCAAUUGGUUACUUUAGUGUCAUUGUCCAGGGUCAAGUGGCUCCACCCACACGGUUAAGAUAUAAUGUGUUAUCUCAUGAUAGUAUACAGAUUUCAUGGAAGGCUCCAAGAGGGAAAUUUGGUGGAUACAAACUUCUUGUGUCUCCAGCUUCAGGUGGAAAAACCAAUCAAUUGAAUCUCCAGAACACUGCGACAAAAGCAAUUAUUCAAGGUCUUAUGCCAGACCAGAAUUACACCGUUCAACUUAUUGCUUAUAAUAAAGACAAAGAAAGCAAGCCAGCCCAAGGUCAAUUCAGAAUUAAAGAUUUGGAAAAAAGAAAGGAUCCAAAACCCAGAGUCAAGGUGGACAAAGUAAAUGGGAAUAAACCAUCUGUACCAGAAGAAGUGAAAUUUUUCUGUCAAACUCCAGCUAUUGCUGAUAUUGUAAUCCUGGUUGAUGGCUCGUGGAGUAUUGGAAGAUUCAACUUCAGGCUAGUUCGGCUUUUCUUGGAAAACCUGGUUACAGCAUUCGAUGUGGGCUCAGAGAAGACACGAAUCGGUCUUGCACAGUAUAGUGGUGACCCCAGAAUAGAAUGGCACUUGAAUGCCUUUAGCACAAAAGAGGAGGUGAUCGAAGCUGUCCGAAAUCUGCCAUACAAGGGAGGAAAUACGCUAACAGGUCUUGCUUUGAACUACAUUUUUGAAAAUAGCUUUAAGCCAGAAGCAGGAGCAAGGACUGGAGUAUCCAAAAUUGGCAUUUUAAUCACAGACGGGAAGUCCCAGGAUGAUAUUAUUCCACCAUCCAGAAACCUUCGUGAAUCUGGUGUGGAGCUGUUUGCCAUAGGGGUGAAAAACGCGGACGAGAACGAGCUGCAGGAGAUCGCCUCUGAGCCGGACAGCACGCACGUGUACAACGUGGCCGAGUUCGACCUGAUGCACACGGUGGUGGAGAGCCUGACCAGGACCGUCUGCCUGCGCGUGGAAGAGCAGGACAGGGAGAUCAAAGCCUUGGCCCUUGCCACCAUUGGGCCGCCUACGGAGUUGAUCACUUCUGAAGUCACUGCCAGAAGCUUUAUGGUUAACUGGACUCAUGCCCCAGGAAAGGUGGAAAAAUACAGAGUCGUGUAUUAUCCUACCAGGGGUGGAAAACCAGACGAGGUGGUGGUGGAUGGGAGCGUAGCUUCCACGGUGCUGAAAAACUUGAUGUCCUUCACUGAAUAUCAGGUCGCAGUGUUCGCAGUUUAUUCUCACACCGCCAGUGAAGGCCUGCGGGGCACCGAGACCACUCUUGCCUUGCCCAUGGCCUCCGACCUUGAACUGUACGACGUGACUGAGAACAGCCUGCGGGCCAAGUGGAAAGCGGUGGCCGGGGCCUCGGGGUACCUCAUCCUCUAUGCUCCCCUCACCGAGGGCCUGGCUGGCGACGAAAAAGAGAUGAAACUUGGAGAGACCCACACCGAUAUUGAACUGAGUGGGUUGUUGCCCAACACGGAAUACACAGUUACAGUGUAUGCUAUGUUUGGAGAAGAGGCCAGCGAUCCCGUUUCAGGACAAGAAACAACAUUGCCCUUAAGUCCACCAAGGAACCUGAGAAUCUCCAAUGUUGGCUCUAACAGUGCUCGGCUAGCCUGGGACCCGACUUCUAGAACGGUCACUGGUUAUCGAAUUGUAUAUAACAAUGCAGAUGGGACUGAAAUCAAUGAGGUCGAAGUCGAUCCUAUUACUACCUUCCCUCUGAAGGGCCUGACUCCCCUCACGGAGUACACUAUUGCCAUCUCCUCCAUGUACGAUGAAGGGCAGUCAGAGCCUCUGACUGGAGUUUUUACCACGGAGGAAGUUCCAGCCCAGCAAUACUUGGAAAUUGAUGAGGUGACGACAGAGAGCUUCAGGGUGACCUGGCAUCCCCUCUCGGCAGAUGAAGGGCAGCACAAGCUGAUGUGGAUCCCAGUCUACGGCGGGAAGACUGAAGAGGUUGUCCUAAAAGAAGACCAAGACUCACAUGUUAUUAAAGGCCUGGAGCCUGGCACUGAAUACGAAGUUUCCCUGUUGGCUGUACUGGAUGAUGGAAGCGAGAGUGAAGUGGUGACUGCUGUCGGGACCACACUUGACAGUGUUUGGACUGAACCAGCUACAACUGUAGAACCUACCAAGCCUGUGACAUCAGUUUUCCGGACAGGAAUCAGAAACCUGGUUGUAGAUGAUGAGACCACUUCUAGCCUGCGGGUAAAAUGGGACAUUUCAGACAGCAGUGUGCAGCAGUUCAGGGUCACCUACCUGACUGCUCAAGGGGACCCUGCGGAAGAAGUGGUAGGAACGGUCAUGGUGCCUGGAAGCCAGAACAACCUCCUUCUGAAGCCUCUGCUUUCCGACACCGAGUACAAGGUCACGGUGACUCCCAUCUACGAUGACGGAGAAGGCGUCAGCGUCUCUGCCCCUGGAAAGACCUUGCCACCAUCUGGUCCCCAAAACUUACGGGUCUCAGAAGAAUGGUACAACAGGUUGCGUAUUACAUGGGAUCCCCCAUCUUCCCCUGUAAAGGGCUAUAGGAUCGUCUAUAAACCUGUUAGUGUUGCUGGCCCAACCCUAGAAACUUUUGUGGGAGCUAACAUUAACACCAUUCUUAUCACAAACCUCCUCAGUGGAAUGGACUACAAUGUGAAGAUAUUUGCCUCCCAGGCCUCUGGCUUCAGCGAUGCCCUGACAGGCGUGGUGAAAACACUGUUUCUGGGUGUGACCAAUCUUCAAGCAGACCAGAUUCAAAUGACCAGCUUGUGUGCUCAGUGGCAGGUGCAGCGUCAUGCCACUGCCUACAGGAUAGUUAUAGAAUCCGUCCAGGAUACACAAAAGCAAGAAUCUACUGUGGGUGGAGGGACAAGCAGGCAUUGCUUCUACGGACUUCAGCCUGAUUCACAAUAUAAAAUCAGUGUUUACACAAAAGUUCAGGAGAUUGAAGGACCCAGUGUGAGCGUAACGGAAAAAACACAAUCCCUUCCGACUCAGCCCCCUACGUUUCCUCCAACCAUUCCACCAGCGAAAGAAGUAUGUAAAGCUGCCAAGGCAGACCUGGUGUUUAUGGUGGAUGGAUCCUGGAGUAUUGGAGAUGAAAAUUUCAACAAGAUCACUGACUUUCUGUAUAACACUGUCGGAGCCCUGAACAAGAUCGGCGCAGAUGGAACUCAAGUUGCAAUGGUUCAGUUUACUGAUGACCCCAGAACAGAAUUUAAGCUAAACACUUACAAAACCAAAGAGACUCUUCUUGAUGCAAUUAAACGUAUUUCAUACAAAGGAGGAAAUACAAAAACAGGAAAAGCAAUUAAGCAUGUCCGAGAUACCUUGUUUAAUUCAGAUUCAGGGACCAGAAAAGGCAUCCCGAGGGUCAUCGUGGUCAUAACUGAUGGGCGAUCACAAGAUGACGUGAACAAAAUCUCCAGGGAGAUGCAAUCAGAUGGCUACAGCAUUUUUGCAAUCGGCGUGGCCGAUGCAGAUUACUCGGAGCUGGUGAGCAUUGGCAGCAAGCCCAGCGCGCGCCACGUCUUCUUUGUGGAUGACUUCGACGCCUUUAAGAAGAUUGAAGAUGAGUUGAUUACUUUUGUCUGCGAAACCGCUUCCGCAACCUGCCCACUGGUGCAAAAGGAUGGCAUUGAUCUUGCAGGAUUUAAGAUGAUGGAAAUGUUUGGUUUGGUUGAAAAGGAUUUUUCAUCCGUGGAUGGAGUUUCUAUGGAACCUGGUACCUUCAAUGUGUAUCCUUGUUACCGACUUCAUAAAGAUGCCCUGGUUUCCCAGCCAACCAAGUACUUGCAUCCAGAAGGAUUGCCUUCUGAUUAUACGAUCAGUUUCCUAUUCCGGAUUCUUCCUGACACUCCAGAGGAGCCAUUUGCUCUUUGGGAGAUUUUAAAUAAAAAUUCGGACCCAUUGGUUGGAGUUAUUUUAGAUAAUGGUGGGAAAACCCUAACCUAUUUCAACUAUGACUACGGUGGCGACUUUCAAACUGUGACUUUUGAAGGACCUGAAAUUAGGAAAAUUUUCCAUGGAAGCUUUCACAAGCUACACGUUGUUGUCAACAAGACUUUGGCCAAAGUGGUUAUUGACUGCAAGCAAGUGGGAGAGAAGGCGAUCAAUGCAUCGGCUAAUAUCACGGCGGAUGGUGUUGAGGUCCUGGGGAGAAUGGUUAGAUCGAGAGGGCCGAACGGAAACUCUGCUCCAUUCCAGUUACAGAUGUUUGAUAUUGUUUGUUCCACAUCCUGGGCCAAUAGAGACAAAUGCUGUGAACUACCAGGCCUGAGGGAUGAGGAGACUUGCCCAGACCUUCCACAUUCUUGCUCCUGUUCUGAAACCAGUAAAGGGACUCUGGGACCAGCAGGCCCACCGGGUGGUCCAGGACUCAGAGGACCGAAAGGCCAACGAGGAGAGCAGGGUCCAAAGGGACCAGAUGGCCCUCGGGGUGAAACAGGCCCUCCAGGACCUCAGGGUCCCCCUGGACCCCAAGGACCAAGCGGUCUGUCCAUUCAAGGAAUACCUGGAAUGCCAGGCGAAAAAGGAGAGAAAGGGGAGACUGGCCUGCCUGGCCCACAGGGCGUCCCAGGAGGCGUUGGUUCACCAGGACGCGAUGGCUCCCCAGGCCAGAGGGGCUUUCCUGGAAAGGAUGGGUCCUCUGGCCCUCCAGGACCGCCAGGGCCAAUUGGCAUUCCUGGAGCCCCCGGAGUCCCCGGGAUCACAGGAAGCGUGGGACCCCAAGGUGCCCUGGGACCCCCUGGUGUCCCGGGAGCAAAGGGGGAGCGAGGAGAAAGAGGUGACCUGCAGUCUCAGGCCAUGGUGAGGGCGGUGGCACGCCAGGUGUGCGAACAGCUCAUCCAGAGUCACAUGGCCAGGUACACGGCCAUUCUCAACCAGAUUCCCAGCCACUCCUCAUCAAUCCGGACCAUCCAAGGGCCUCCUGGAGAGCCUGGGAGACCGGGCUCACCUGGAACCCCUGGUGAACAGGGACCCCCAGGUACCCCAGGCUUCCCAGGAAAUGCAGGUGUGCCAGGGACCCCAGGAGAACGAGGUCUAACUGGUAUCAAGGGAGAAAAAGGAAAUCCAGGCAUCGGAAGCCAAGGUCCCAGAGGACCCCCUGGGCCAGCAGGACCUGCCGGGGAGAGUCGGCCAGGAAGCCCGGGGCCCCCUGGCUCUCCUGGACCAAGGGGUCAACCAGGUCACCUGGGGGUGCCUGGACCACAAGGUCCUCCUGGCCAGCCUGGAUACUGCGACCCCUCUUCGUGUUCUGCCUAUGGAGUGGGAGCUCCCCAUCCUGAUCAGCCGGAAUUCACUCCUGUCCAAGACGAGCUGGAAGCAAUGGAAUUGUGGGGCUCUGGGAUCUGAUAGCCUCACGAGAAAUUGAAGACCAACUGCAAGAACUCUUAAGAGACCUUAUUCAAGAACAAUGUCAUUAUGUGGUUUGUAUAUUACCUUUUAAGGGCUUGUUUCAUCAGCCUAAAUCUCCUCCUUGGAUAUUGUUAUUAUUGACAAAAAAUUAUAUUAAAAAAAUCCCCUUAAUCUAUGAUACCAUAGGAUUGAUUUUUCUUUGCUGUUUUAAUGACAUGCCAGAUUAUUGGUUUUUCCACAGAAGAGUGCUCAGAGGAAAAUUGGCCCAAAAAAAUUGAACUAUGGAAACUUUUCUAUGUUUGAUGAUCUCAAGUCCUAAAAUGCAACAAGACAGAUAUGAUUGUUUUUAAGGGAAAGGGGUCCUAGCAGAACAGGAAUUUAAAGAGAUUCUGAGAUUAUGCCAUUUAUCUGUGUCCCCUGUGGCCUUGAUGAAAAGAAAAAGGGAUAUUAUUGGAGAAACUACCUCUUGCUCAAUUGAUGUGUCCAACUCUGAGAUUACUUGGUAGCUGGUUUCACUGCUGUCCAAGGACAUACAUUACAACAGAACCUUUCUGAAUUUGGUGCUAUUAAAAUUAGAUUUAGUUUUGCAGUGGUUUUUGACAUGUACAAUAAUGACUUUUCACCAGUUCUGAUGCAAACAGAUCUAGUUUUGAUGGACUACUUAUCCCGUGGUACUCCAAGGAUUGCCCUCCUUCUCUACAUGGCUUACUUUGUACAUGCAGAUAAGUUUUUGCAAAUCUGUUUCCAUUCUCUUUUGUAAGCAAAUAAAAAUGUAAAACAAUGUGUGUGGACUCUUUUUACUGCAUUUCUAAAAGUCACCUUAAACUUAGCUGAGUUUUAACCAGAAAAAGAAGAGCUGGCUUCCUUCAGACAGGCAUUCAAACAUUCAUUCAUUCAUUCAUUCAUUCAUUCAUUCAUUCAUUCAUUCAUUCAUUCAAGUGUAGUCUAAAGCUUAACAGAAGAAGCAGUUGACUUGAAUUUUAUCAUUCAUUUAUAACCCACCAAACAGCAAUGGCAGUGAAAAUGCAAGACCGAUGGUAAAUAAAUGUUGAUGAAUGGUUGACUGAAGAGCCAUAUAUCUUCUGGUAUUUUUUUUAAAAAAAAGAAAGCCUGAAAAACUCCAGAAGGCAGAGAAGAAAUGAGGUUGACACUAAUAGACUCUAACCCCUAAACUCUAAUUCAUCUUUUGUUCACAAAGGAAAAAUCUAGAUAUAUGAGAAAGAUUUGGGUUCUAUUAUUUACUGUUGAAAAUAGAAGUGAAAGAGAACCAUAAUCUUAAUGUAUGCUCUUUUUUCCUGUAACAUCUGUCUAGUAACAGCUUAUUUUAAAUAGUAGAGAUGGGGUCAGUUAUCACCAGAAGCUGGAUUCUUCCAGGGUCUACUUGUGUGCCUUUGGGGGUCCAGGCAAAGCGCUUUUUGGCAUGUUUGCAGGAAUGAGAGAUGACAGUGAGCAGAUACCAACUGCUGUCCCCUUUUAGUUACGGUGUUAUGACUCCAAGUGUAGAUAGCAGGAGUGGUGAAGAGGAAAACUCGCCCAAGGUUCAUCAGGAUGGCCUGACCCAGAAUCACGUGAGAGAACUCCUCCUUAAAUGACUGGGGUGUGUCAUCAGUCACCUCAUACCUUUGUAGCUUAGAUUUCUUAGUCUUUUAACAAGUGAGUAGAGAGAGUAUAUUCUGUAUGUUUUAGUAUUUGGUUCUUGGAAAUUCAGUCUAAUAAGGUGUCACUCAAAAGACCCUCAAAGUUUGUUAUAAAUGAAGUAUAAACCAUUAGAAGUUUUAAUUCAUUCGAAUCAUUCUUCAGUUGUGCAGAUAUACUUGGCUUUGAUUUUACUUGGUGAUCUGAGUUUGUUUAUUUAAGCUACAGGAAAGUUUCAUUAGUUUGGAAUGUGUCAUCACUUGGACCCAAUAUAUCAGAUUUUUAUUGAGUGAAAUGUUCAGAAUAAAAGGUGUAACUCAGAUUCAGGACUUUUGUGUUUAUAGUACAUUUCUGUGUAAUAAAAUCUGAUUUUGAA
This is a messenger RNA of Miniopterus natalensis, 7554 nucleotides long. It is a transcript of the gene COL14A1, whose product is annotated as collagen type XIV alpha 1 chain. Gene Ontology annotation, cellular component: interstitial matrix. Gene Ontology annotation, molecular function: protein binding. Lineage: Eukaryota; Metazoa; Chordata; Mammalia; Chiroptera; Miniopteridae. The record is from RefSeq and is a predicted model, not a curated record.